AUGGCCUGCCAUUCGAAGCUUAUCGAUAGACGCACAGCAGAAGAACACGCCGACCCCUCAGUCUACGAAAUAAUACGACGAGAAGAGCGGCGGCAAAAGCACUGGGUCAAUCUCAUUCCAUCUGAGAACUUCACCAGCCAAGCAGUCCUCGAUGCCUUAGGUAGUGUGAUGCAGAACAAAUACUCCGAAGGCUAUCCUGGCGCACGAUACUACGGCGGUAAUGAGCACAUCGAUGAGGCGGAACGGUUAUGUCAGCAGAGGGCGUUGGCGACGUUUGGGUUGAAAGAGUCGGAAUGGGGUGUUAACGUACAGCCGCUCUCUGGCUCACCAGCCAAUCUGUACGCUUAUUCUGCGCUACUGAACACACAUGACCGUAUUAUGGGACUGGACCUGCCGCAUGGUGGACACUUGUCGCAUGGCUACCAGACGCCGACGAAGAAGAUCUCGGCUAUCAGCAAGUACUUCGAGACUCUUCCAUAUCGACUGGAUGAGACCACCGGCUUGAUCGACUAUGCGAAGCUGGAAGAGCUGGCUCUCCUUUACAGACCUCGCAUCAUCAUUGCUGGAACAAGCGCUUACAGCCGACUGAUCGACUACAAGAAGUUCCGAGAUGUCGCAGACAAGGUAGGCAACACAUAUCUGCUAGCAGACAUGGCGCAUAUAUCUGGUCUAGUGGCUGGCGGUGUGAUACCUUCUCCGUUCGAGUACGCAGAUGUGGUGACUACGACUACGCACAAGAGCUUGAGGGGACCACGAGGAGCUAUGAUCUUCUUCCGAAAAGGCACAAGGCGGAUAGAUAAGAAGACGGGCUUGGAGGAGAAGUAUAACCUUGAGAACCCCAUCAACGCUUCAGUAUUUCCAGGCCAUCAAGGAGGCCCUCAUAACCACACCAUUACGGCUCUGGCAGUAGCACUUCAUCAAGCACAACAACCAGAAUUCAAGGACUACCAACGACAGGUCCUCGAGAAUGCCAAAGCCCUGGCGGCACGACUUGGACAAGGCAAGGAGAGUGGCGGUCUUGGCUACAACAUUGUUAGUGGUGGCACAGACAACCACCUUGUCCUUGUAGAUCUCAAGAACAAAGAUGUAGAUGGUGCCCGUGUCGAGCGCAUACUAGAACUCGUCGGCGUAGCAGCGAACAAGAACACCGUGCCUGGCGACAAAUCAGCGAUGAAGCCCGGCGGCAUCCGCAUGGGUACACCGGCCAUGACGACUCGUGGUUUCCAGGCUCCAGACUUCAAGAGGGUGGCGGAUGUUGUGCAUCGUGCUGUCAAUAUUACCAAGAUUUUGGAUGGCAAGGCGAUUGAUGCGGCUGAGAAGAGUGGUAGGAAGAAUCCAAAGAGUGUCAAUGCGUUUAGGGAGUAUGUUCGUGAGGGCGAGGAAGUGGUGGAGAUUCUUGAGCUGAAGAGAGAGGUCGAGGAUUGGGUUGGCACUUUCUCGCUGCCGUGGGAUAAGGCUCAUUAG
Molecule: messenger RNA, 1464 nt
Organism: Recurvomyces mirabilis
Lineage: Eukaryota; Fungi; Ascomycota; Dothideomycetes; Mycosphaerellales; Teratosphaeriaceae
Gene: CBS2
Product: Cytochrome B translational activator protein cbs2
Exons: 2
Coding region: 1-1464 (487 amino acids)
Biological process (GO): folic acid metabolic process; tetrahydrofolate interconversion; L-serine catabolic process
Cellular component (GO): cytoplasm
Molecular function (GO): zinc ion binding; cobalt ion binding; serine binding
Source: RefSeq, a predicted model, not a curated record